Molecule: messenger RNA, 1631 nt
Organism: Salarias fasciatus (jewelled blenny)
Lineage: Eukaryota; Metazoa; Chordata; Actinopteri; Blenniiformes; Blenniidae
Product: syntaxin-19-like
Exons: 5
Coding region: 255-1163 (302 amino acids)
Biological process (GO): intracellular protein transport; synaptic vesicle fusion to presynaptic active zone membrane; exocytosis
Cellular component (GO): synaptic vesicle; plasma membrane; SNARE complex
Molecular function (GO): SNARE binding; SNAP receptor activity
Source: RefSeq, a predicted model, not a curated record
UCCCCGCUCGUGAGUGUAACUCUCCUGUUUAACAGCUGAUGGCAUAACUGUUCAGGUGGAUCAGCAUCAGGUGGAGGAACGGAGAGCCGACAAUGACCGGGUGAUAUCUGAUCAUGUUUGUUCUGGACUACAUUCCUGGUCUCUGUGGGAAUCCCAACCGAACAAGCCCUGAUGGAAAAUGAACUUCAUUAAGCGAUCGUAAGGUCUGUACGUACCAUUCCAACGCUGCAUCCUGAAGAAAGGGCUUCUCCGCGAUGAGAGACCGGCUGCAGGAGCUGCAGCAGAAGGCUCAGGAGUUUGCUGCGGAUCCCAGUGAAAGCAUUAAUCCUUUCCCAGCGGAGGGUGACGAUGACGACUCGGUGGCGGUCGGGGUCAUCUCGCCGCAGGCCGUGGUGUUCGAGGAGGAGCCGGUCAUUGAAAACUUCCUGUCCGAGGCUCAGCAAAUCCGAGACGACAUCACCGUGCUGGAAACAGAGGUCCUCAAGUUCACCCAGCAGCAGAAGACGCUGGUGGCCACGAUGCGUCGUUUCAGCGUGAUGAAGAAAGAAAGCAGCAUAACACGAGACAUCAAGCUCCAGGCCGAGAGCCUCAACCGUCGCCUGGACGCCCUUUCAAAACAGGCCCAGCAAACGGAGGAGCAGCAGGGACCCGCGGCCGUCACCACCAGGAUACAGCGUUCCCAGCAUGCAGCACUGUGCCGUAAAUUCCAUGAGGUAAUGUGCCAGUAUAAUGAAGGUCUGCUGACCAAGCAGGAGCGCUGUAAGCACUUCAUUAUCCGGCAGCUGGAGGUGCAGGGAAGGGAUGUGACGGAGGAGGAGGUGAACGAGAUGUUCGCCACGGGAAAUUGGGAGGUGUUCAACGAGAACCUGCCCAACGACGCCAGAAUCACACGGUCGCAGCUAUCCGAGAUCGAACAGCGACACAAGGAGCUGCUGAACCUGGAAAACAACAUGAAGGAGCUGAAGGACCUCUUCAUGGACAUUUUUCUGCUGGUGGAGGAGCAGGGGGCCAACAUCGAACACAUCCAGACCAACGUGGAGAGGACGCAGGACUACGUGGCUGCGACCAACGAGAAGUUCAAGCUGGCGGCUCGCUACAAAAAGAAGAACCCACUCCGACAGCUGUGCUGCUGCUGCUGCCCACCCUGGAGAUGCUGUUUAUAAAAACACAUGGCGGUAUUUAUUCCAAAUGAGGAUUUUUUUUUUUUCUUCAAAAGUUACCUGUUGGGAGCGGACCCCGGGUUUUAAGUACCAUUAAAGAGAAGGUAAUGGGACUGCAGAGUCUGCUGCUGAACGGAGCGACGGCGAAGACGGAUUCAGUGGAGCAUUGAAAACAAUUAGGGGGGAAGGGGGCAGAAUUGGUAUGGGAGGCACUUGUUUCUUUCCAGAGGAUGUGAGGCGACCGCUAUUGGAAGAGACAGUUCGGCGAACGCUGCUCACUGUUAACACCGUUGCUUAUUGGAGUCCUUCACUGUCAUCUGACAGAGGUCACAAACAAGGAGAGGCCGUCGACAAUGCUGCAUCAGCAACACUGGUAUUUUCACCGUUUGUUAAAAAAAAAAAAGAACUGCCUCAGAUUUUUCUUUUCCUGCCACAAGACCUCCAGUUGAUGAGGGGGAUUUUAUUAAUGGA